AUGGGCAAGAAGGACAAAAAGUCCGCCGAGCAUAAGGCUCGAGUGGCGGCUAAGCAGUCUAAGAAAACCGCCAAAAAUGAAAAAAAGUCCAAAACCAAGGGCAAGGAUGCGGAUAGUGACGCCGAGGAUGCCGAUCUGGAUGCCAUCCUCGCUCAGUACGCAGAAGAACAAGCCAGGUUUUUGAAGGUUACAGAGAUUGUCUCAGAGCCUCCUGCACCACGCUCAUCGCCCACUGUCCUUGCCUCGCCGUCCAAUCGAAACGAAUUGUUGCUCUUUGGCGGCGAGUACUUUGAUGGAACACACGCAACAUUCUUCAAUAACCUCUUCGUAUAUCUGAUCGACCGAGGUGAAUGGAGAGAGGUGACUAGUCCCAAUAGUCCUUUGCCUCGAAGUGGACAUGCAUGGUGUCGUGGAGGUAACAGCGGAGGAGUAUAUUUGUUUGGAGGUGAAUUUUCAUCGCCCAAGCAGGGAACUUUCUAUCACUACAAUGACUUUUGGCAUUUGGACACCGCGACUAGGGAGUGGACCCGCCUUGAGACCAAGGGUAAAGGUCCCCCGGCUCGAAGCGGUCAUCGAAUGACUUACUACAAGAACUACAUCAUCUUGUUCGGUGGAUUCCAAGACACUUCCCAGCAGACCAAGUACUUGCAGGACUUGUGGAUCUACGAUUGCCAGAAAUAUACCUGGUUUAGCCCAGCAUUGACAACGGCAUCGCAAAAACCCGACCCCCGGUCUUCAUUCUCAUUGCUUCCCCAUGAAACCGGAGCCGUGAUCUAUGGUGGUUACUCUCGAGUGAAGGCCACCAGUGGUGGCGGCGCGGGCGGCAAGCCAGUCAAGGGCGGCGCUCAAAAAAUGGUUCUACGGCCCAUGGUUCAUCAAGAUACAUGGUUCCUCAGAAUUACACCACCGGCAUCUGAUGCUCCAGCUGCUGCUGUUCCAAUAAUCCGCUGGGAGCGGAGAAAGAAGCCCGCCAAUACACCAAACCCGGCUCGUGCAGGAACAACGAUGGCGUACCACAAGGGUCGCGGUAUCAUGUUUGGUGGAGUUCAUGAUGUUGAGCUAAGUGAAGAAGGCAUUGACAGCGAGUUCUUUGAUUUGUUGUUUGCAUGGAACACGGAUCGAAAUCGAUUCUUCCCGCUAAGUCUACGACGACCGCGCGCGGCUGGCAAGAAGCAGGCGAACCAGGGUGUCAAAACACGAAACAGAGGUAAGGCCGAUGAAGAAGAGCUUCUGGCAAAUCUCAAAGCACUGGAGGCAAGGGGUGGGAUUCGAGAUGAUGAUGACGACGAUGAGCUUAUGCAAUUGAGCACGCCUGUGGAGGAGCCUGUUGAGCCUUCUAAACCCGCAAUUGUCCGCUUCGAGAUGCCUCAUAGACGCUUCAACGCACAACUUGCGGUACAAGAUGACACUCUUUUCAUCUAUGGUGGAACUUUUGAAAAGGGCGAUCGGGAGUUCACGUUCGAUGAUAUGUACUCUAUUGACCUCGUCAAGUUGGAUGGUGUCAAGGAAUGCUUCUACCGGGAGCCCAUGAACUGGAACCUCAUGGACAACGAUGAGGACAGUGAUGAAGAUAUGGACGACGAGGAAGACGACGAGGAUGAGGAUAUGGACGACGAAGAAGGUGAUUCUAUGUCUCUUGAUACCUCAUCGCCUGCUACAACAGAAGUCACUGUGCCGUCGGUCACUCAGGAUAUGGAACAGCUCGAGGUUGAGGAACAAGAAACCGACGUCCAGCCUGAUGAUAGCCGUCCAUUGCCUCGGCCUUUCGAGAGUCUCCGCGAAUUCUUCAGUCGUACUUCAGAGGAAUGGCAGAGGCUGCUCAUCGAGUCCAUGAGGCUGAAAGGCCAGGGCGAUGAGAAGAGUAUUAAGGAGUUGCGAAAGGCGGCAUUCGAGACUGCAGAAGAGAAAUGGUGGGAUAGCCGAGAAGAGAUCAUGGCUCUAGAGGAUGAACAGGAAGCAGCCGGGAUCGGAGAGGUGGUUAGCAUGGCUGAUCGGACUGACAAUGUGGGAGGAGCUGGUCGUCGUCGUUGA
This is a messenger RNA of Penicillium verhagenii, 2031 nucleotides long. Its product is annotated as putative Kelch repeats protein. Gene Ontology annotation, molecular function: protein binding. The record is from RefSeq and is a predicted model, not a curated record. NCBI's taxonomy places the organism in Eukaryota, Fungi, Ascomycota, Eurotiomycetes, Eurotiales, Aspergillaceae. The transcript has 3 exons. The coding region runs from base 1 to 2031 and encodes 676 amino acids.